GUAGAAGUUAGACGGUCGAUAACUUUGCAGUAAAUAAACAUAAACUGAUCGAAUUUCCGACGUUCGAAGCGAAAAAGCCUUGUCUUUAAAAUGCGGUUCGAUUCAUCUCGAUCCGACUUCCGGUUUCGGAAAUAUCGUCGCGUGAAGGCGAGCAUAAUUCUUUUGGCGCCGAUGCUGUCCUUGGCUGACCUACCCCAAUCUCCACCAAUCGGUGUAGACGUGCGUAAAUGGGUCACUGUCAAAUGCUGCGAACUAAUCUUUGAAAGCCUGUAUCUUCCAUACGGAUUGAGAUAUCGGAAUGAAUCACAAGCGGCUUUUUCCUUCUUGACUUCUCCCAUCAAUUUACAGGGCUUUCACCCGGAAUGCUCGCAGUGAAGUUAAUCGUAAGUAAAAAACAUGCGUAUUAUAUAUUUGUGAUAUUAGAAAUUUGCAACAAAAAAGACUAAACAGCAUCAAUAAAGAUACGCUAUUUCGAUUAGGGUCGUUCUCCUUAAUACAUAUCCACUGUCCAAUGUUCCAUAGAGGAAUAUUGUAAUAAUUCAUACGAUAGAUUACUCGCAACAGAUUGCUUAUCGCUUAGAUCUUGGAACAGAGAAUAUACUUGUUAUGUUUAUUACAUUAUUUUCGUUCAUAAUUAAUUAAUGGAUAGCCAGUUGCGUGCAUGGUUUCUCUUGAAGUGUAGGAACGUUUACUCUAAAGCUAAACGACGUCGAAGCAAGUGCCGAAAAUGGCUUCGGAAGGAUGCUACUUUUACAAGGAUGAGAUCCUGCCGGAUUUUCAAACUCGUCAGAAAGCUGCGUUGGCAGGAAAAGAAUCCAUUCCCAACGACUUGCCGAAUAAGAUCGGCAUGCCAACUAUCAAUCCGAAAUCGAACGUGAAAAAGUAUUUAGUGGAAUGCGUGAGCUUGUCAUCGCUGCACGGCUUCAAUCAUCUGGUGGCACCGAACAGACAUCCAGUGGAGAGGUUGAUGUCGUUCCUGGUCAUCGCUGGAUGCCUGUCGUGUUUGAUUUUACUGUCGUCUCUCUUCUGGGAGCGGUACCAGAACGAGGCUGUAACGGUCGCCGUGAAUCUUGAUUUGGACAAAAUGCAACUACUGAAACUGUCUCUGUUCAUUUGCCCGGUGGACAACAUAGUACGGAUCAAAAUUCCGGAAGUAUUCAAAAAAUACGGUAUUGAACACACAUCGGAAACCGAGCAGUUGUUCACGUUCCUCAGUAACAUCUCUUACGAUAACGUACACGAGACGCCUUAUUACUACAAAUUCCCGGCGAAGAACUGGACGGAUGUCCUCUACGAUUUAAAGAAAGAGAUUUCUCCGAACGUCCUGAACGUGAACGAUCCUCACGAGACUUGGGUAUGGACAGAAAGAGGUCUCUGUUUCGCGACGAGAAGCAUGACGGCGAACUUCUACUCGAUGGAGAACUGGAGGAAGCAGAACAUGCCGCUACAAGAUGAUCCAUUCAAUAUUCCACAAUAUCCAUCCGACAGUAAGAUUUUAGAGAAGUUUCGCGUAGAGCAUACGUCCAUGAUCAGCCUACUGGAUCCGUUAGAAUACCCGAUCUUCGAUACUCCUAGGAAAUUGGUAGAAUCAAAAAUGUUGCAUUCUGCUAUUGUACAUACAUACAGAGUUGGGAUGCAUUUGUCCCACAGAAGAAUCAGUGUCAAACAGAGGGGAUGCAAAAUGUUAGUUGACGGGGGUUUAUCAGCGGUACCGUUCUACUCGGAAAACGCGUGUUACGAGGAGUGUAGAAUGAGAGAGAUACUAAAGAUAUGUCAUUGCCGUCCACAUUUCGCUAAACCGAUCGACGGGCAGAUGACGUGCGGCUCGGCGCAACUUCGUUGUAUCGGUCGGAUCAAACACAAACUUUUCCUUUACGGCUUCGCACCCGAAUCCUGCGACUGUCUAGAAAAAUGCAACAAAAAUAUAUACGACCUCAAGCCCACUGCAAGCACCGCAUUGGACGAUGCACCGAUUAGCUCGUCAGUUAUGACUUUGGAGAUCAAACUCCCGACCGUGAUUUACUCCCGGGAGCUGUCGUACGACUUGUCCAGUUUUCUGUCUAGCAUUGGUGGAGCAGCAGGCCUGUUCAUGGGAGCCAGCGUGCUGUCUUUCGUCGAGCUGUUCUAUUUUGUCACGUUGCGUUUGUACUUUCGCACGAAAGAAUAUAUGGCGAAGAGGAUGGAGAAACUGAGUUUGUUCAAAUAUUUGAGGGGGCGAAAAUAACAACGCCUCGUUUAAAAAAUAUCGUUUGUUGUAAACAAGUUAAUUCUUUUCGACGAGCCACGAUGCAAAAUAAAUACUAUCACAUACACGUACGUUAUGUAUAACUGUACACGCGAGCCAAGCCCGCGCAAUGAUUGUACAAUGAUUUAUAAUACAUAGUUAUCGAAUA
This is a messenger RNA of Ceratina calcarata, 2393 nucleotides long. Its product is annotated as pickpocket protein 19. Gene Ontology annotation, biological process: sodium ion transmembrane transport. Gene Ontology annotation, cellular component: plasma membrane. The coding region runs from base 728 to 2224 and encodes 498 amino acids. Gene Ontology annotation, molecular function: ligand-gated sodium channel activity. The transcript is spliced from 8 exons. Lineage: Eukaryota; Metazoa; Arthropoda; Insecta; Hymenoptera; Apidae. The record is from RefSeq and is a predicted model, not a curated record.